Dunckerocampus dactyliophorus (ringed pipefish) is the source of this 1251-nucleotide messenger RNA. It is a transcript of the gene gcnt3, whose product is annotated as glucosaminyl (N-acetyl) transferase 3, mucin type. Gene Ontology annotation, cellular component: membrane. The transcript has a single exon. Gene Ontology annotation, molecular function: acetylglucosaminyltransferase activity. The record is from RefSeq and is a predicted model, not a curated record. Bases 1 to 1251 code for a protein of 416 amino acids. Lineage: Eukaryota; Metazoa; Chordata; Actinopteri; Syngnathiformes; Syngnathidae.
AUGAACGAGAGAAUGAUCUUUGACAGGUUCCUCAAAGGUCGACGGCUGCUGAAGAUCCUGUCCCUCAUCCCCGUGGCUCUUCUCGCGCUGUUCAUCCCCUGGAAGCCUGACUUCACAGUACCACAGCAGCUCUCCGCUGACUUGCCAGCCUGUUCUUCUAUCCUCACAGGAGACCUGGGGAACCACAAGGAGCACUUGGAGGUUCUUCUGUCUUCCGUGCAGAGGCGUGUACUACUAUCAGAGGACUUCUACAUAAACGUGACUCAGGAGUGUGAAGCCUAUGUUGCCCACAGAGGCUUCUUCAUGUUUCCACUCAGUGAGGAGGAGAGGGAUUUCCCCAUCGCGUACUCCAUGGUGAUCCACGACCAGAUCGAGAUGUUCGAGCGCCUCCUGCGGGCCGUUUACGCCCCUCAGAACGUUUACUGCGUGCACGUGGAUCGGAAAUCCACAAAGAAGUUCCACUUGGCCGUGGAAGCCAUCGUUUCCUGCUUUGAGAAUGUAUUUAUAGCCGGUAAGUUGGAGAGUGUGGUCUACGCUUCAUGGUCUCGAGUACAGGCAGAUUUGAACUGCAUGGAAAGUCUGGCAAGGUCACACGUUAAGUGGAGGUACCUGCUGAAUACCUGCGGGACAGAUUUCCCUAUUAAAACCAACAGGGAGAUUGUGCAAGUACUGAAGGCCCUCCGCGGGAGGAACAGCAUGGAAACGGAAGCCACCAAUGACUAUAAGAAGCAGCGCUGGCAGUAUCACUACAACGUCUCUGACUCCAUCAUCAGGACCGACGUGAAGAAGAGCCCGCCGCCCAUUAGAAGCCCCAUGUUCUCCGGGAACGCCUACUUUGUGGUCACUAGGGCCUUUGUGGAACAUGUGCUGCAUGACAAAGAGGUCAAGGCCUUGCUGGAGUGGGAGAAGGACACCUACAGCCCAGAUGAGCACCUGUGGGCUACUUUGCAGCGGAUGCCAUCUGUGCCAGGAUCCAUGCCUGCCAACGCAAAGUACGACGUGUCGGACAUGCAGGCCAUGGCGCGGGUGGUCAAGUGGAGCUAUUUAGCAGGAGAUGUGAGGAAAGGGGCACCGUAUGAUCCAUGCACAGGGGUGAAUAAACGAGCGGUUUGUGUGUACGGAGCUGGGGACCUGCAGUGGCUCCUGAGACAGCAUCACCUCCUGGCUAAUAAGUUUGAUCCGCUGGUGGAUGACAUUGUCAUUAGAUGCUUGGAGGCUAUUCUCUAUUUUAAAGCUUCAGGCACAGGAUAA